This is a messenger RNA of Eublepharis macularius, 951 nucleotides long. Its product is annotated as olfactory receptor 6N1-like. Gene Ontology annotation, molecular function: olfactory receptor activity; G protein-coupled receptor activity. Gene Ontology annotation, biological process: G protein-coupled receptor signaling pathway. The record is from RefSeq and is a predicted model, not a curated record. Gene Ontology annotation, cellular component: membrane. The transcript has a single exon. The coding region runs from base 70 to 951 and encodes 293 amino acids. NCBI's taxonomy places the organism in Eukaryota, Metazoa, Chordata, Lepidosauria, Squamata, Eublepharidae.
ACCCUAGAACUUAAAAAUCAAACAAUCAUCACAGAAUUCAUCCUUUUGGGUUUUAGUAAUAUCCAGGACAUGAACAUUUUCCUGCUAUUGGUGUUCUUAGUGGUCUAUCUAAUGACCAUGGUUGGAAACAUCCUAAUUAUUGUGCUUGUUGUGGCUGACCAACAUCUUCACACUCCCAUGUAUUUCUUUCUGGGAAAUUUAUCCUGCUUGGAGACCUUCUACAGUUCAGCUAUUUUGCCAAGAAUGCUGUCUAGUUUGCUAACCAGAGACAGAACUAUUUCAGUCACAGCAUGCUUUGUGCAACAUUACUUAUUUGCUAAUUUAGCUGCUGUUGAAUGUUAUCUUCUUUCUGCAAUGUCCUAUGAUCGAUAUUUGGCUAUAUGUAAACCUCUUCACUAUGUGUCCCUAAUGAGUGGCAAAUUAUGCCUACAGAUGGCAUCUGGGUCCUGGAUAGCUGGUUUCCUCGCUAGUACUAUAACAAUAAUAUUAAUGUCAAGACUAGUUUUCUGUGGUCCUAAUGAGAUCGACCAUUUCUUCUGUGAUACCUUUCCGAUUAUCCAGUUGUCUUGCAGCAACACGUUUUUUUUAAGAACAUUGAUUUUAUUCUUUGUAUCUGUGUUCACUCUUCCCCCAUUUACACUAACCUUAAUGUCUUAUAUGUACAUCAUGAUUGCCAUCCUAAAAAUCCCGUCCAUCACUGGAAGGAAAAAGGCCUUUUCUACCUGUUCCUCUCACCUCAUUGUGGUGACAAUUUACUAUAGUACAAUAGCAGCUGUGUACGUCUUACCAGGCUCCACCUCUCUCAAAGACUUGAAUAAAACCUUUUCUGUCUUCUACACUAUCCUAACGCCUUUAGUCAAUCCCCUCAUAUACAGUCUGAGAAACAAAGAUGUAAGGGAAUCUCUUCAGAGGUUUGCCGUCAUAGCAUGGGUCAGAGAACUCAGACAAUGA